Molecule: messenger RNA, 606 nt
Organism: Diversispora eburnea
Lineage: Eukaryota; Fungi; Glomeromycota; Glomeromycetes; Diversisporales; Diversisporaceae
Source: the annotation of a GenBank genome assembly
GACAGAAAGAAAAUUUUAUAUAAUUUACAUUCGUCACCUUUAGCAAGACAUUUUGGUCUAAGGAAAACAAUAGAGAAUAUAACCAGAAAAUAUUACUGGCCUGGUAUAGGAGCAGAUGUUAAAGCUUAUAUUGAAUCUUUAGCAGUUGACUACUUUACUAAAUGGUCAGAAGCAAAAGCAAUAAAAGAAGCCACUGCUAUAGAAACCGCUAAGUUUUUAUAUGAAACUAUUAUUUGUCAAUAUGGAACUCCCUCAAUAAUAUUAUCCAAUAGAGGAACUCAUUUUGUGAAUGAAACAAUUAAAUUAAUGAAAGAGGAAGUAGGAUUCAGACAUAAACUUUCCUCUGCUUAUCAUCCCCAAAUAAAUGAAUUAACAGAACAAUUUAAUGGUACCUUAUGUAGAACAUUAAAACAAGAAUCUACAAAAUAUACUCCUUUUUAUCUUGUACAUGGUAGAAAAGCACAACUAUCAAUAGAUAUUGAAUUCCAAGAUCAAGAACAAAAUUUAAAUCCAAUUGAAAAUUUUAAAGAAUUCUUAAAUAAAAGGAUUAAUGCUUUAAAAGGAAUAUUUAUUGAUACUCAAAUUAUUAACCAUAGAAAUAUUUAA